This is a messenger RNA of Ostrea edulis (European flat oyster), 1189 nucleotides long. Its product is annotated as cysteine dioxygenase type 1-like. Lineage: Eukaryota; Metazoa; Mollusca; Bivalvia; Ostreida; Ostreidae. Gene Ontology annotation, biological process: L-cysteine catabolic process. Bases 59 to 643 code for a protein of 194 amino acids. The transcript is spliced from 4 exons. The record is from RefSeq and is a predicted model, not a curated record. Gene Ontology annotation, molecular function: cysteine dioxygenase activity; ferrous iron binding.
AAACUUUAAUCACUAAACUCCACUCUGAGGAGGUUAAAAGGAAAUCUAACAAAAAGGAAUGGAUCUGAAAGCACUGCAGUCUGCACUUAGAACAGUCCUGGGAAACGGACUGAAGGAGGAGGCCGUGGAAAUGGUCAAGGAACUGCUCUCACAGUAUGAAAGUCGCCCCGAGGACUGGAAGGACAAGGUGAAAUGGAGCGAUGUCAAGUAUACAAGGACACUGCUGGAUAAAGGUAAUGGGUUCUAUAACCUGAUGAUUUUGAGCUGGAAUACGGGUCAGGAAAGCCCGAUACACGACCACCCUAACUCGCACUGCUUUAUGAAGACUUUACAAGGCGAAGUGCACGAGGAACUGUACAAAAAACCGGAAGUGAAGUCAUGUCAGGAUUGUUGUGGAUGUAGAAUGGAGAAAAUAGAUGACCGAACACAUAAACUCAAUGACGUGGCACAUAUUACAGAUGAAGACGGUUUCCAUCGAGUCGGAAACAAAAGUCACGUGGACGGAGCAGUCACCUUACAUUUAUAUUCUCCGCCAUUUUCCACGUGCAGGAAGUUUGAUGACGACACAAGUAAACCGACAGAGGUUCCAAUGGGAUUUGAUCAAGAUUUCAGUGAGGAGUGCUGUACCCGCUCGUGUCGCUAACUGUGUGACGUGUCGUUAACUGUGUGACGUGUCAGAAUAUCUGAUCUGUACAUCCUAUAGGGAUAUAUACUCACAAUCUUCAUACCGGUGACAUGUUAUCACGUGAUCAUGAUAUUUGUUCUGAUGUUUGAUAAAUAUCACCAUGUAGUAUGUGAAUCAUACAGCCCUCAUGCGCAUUGAAUAUAUGUCAAUUGUAUGGCAUUACGUUAUUCCUACAGUAAGAUUUUCUUCUCUCAUUAUAUUUAUCAAAAUAGUGAUUUGGAAAGGACUAUUUGCAUACAAAUGAUAAUUGGAUACAAUUCCCAUAUCUAGUUUUCAUUUCUAGUCACACAUAAUUACAUACCUUAUUGUCUAAGUGCCUCUCUCUUUAUAAAAUUUAUUUAAAGCUUUCAAAAGCACGAGUUGUUUUGCUAUAAAUAUAUCACUACAUAUGUUUUUGCGUUUAUUGUACACACCAUGGCAAUUGUUGAAGCAUGUGUGAUACUAUAUAUUUCAUGACUUGUAAUAUUUUUUGUUAGAAGCAAGAAAUAAUGACGUUGACUAUAA